AUGGCUAAGAAUAAUAAUAACAACAAGGACAAGAAUAGUGGCAAUUCACGAAAACCAAUUACUCAAGAUGAGCGUUUUAAGUCGGUUCACAAUGAUCCCAGAUUCAAAAUGCCCAAGUUAAAGAACUUAAAAGUUAAAGUUGACGACAGAUUUAGUAAAGAUGAGUUGAAAAAAUUGAAUGCUGGUGCAUUAGGGAAGAGAGUUAACAUUGACAGAUAUGGUAGAAAGAUUAAGACAGAAUCGGAUGACUUAAGCAAGUUUUACGAAUAUGAAGAGGAUACAAAAGAGGAUAAUGAUGAUAAUGAAAAACAAUCGAGUGAGGAAUCUAGUGAAGAUGAACAAUCAGAUGAUGAUUUACAAGCACUCACAGAAAAGUUGCAACAAGAGGAACAAUUUUUAGAUAGAGCAAGAGGAGAAGGGUUGGUAAGCUCUUCUGAAGAUGAAGAGUCGUCUUUAUCGUCAUCAGAUUCUGACUCUGAUGAAGAGAAUGAAGGUGUAGCCGAAGAUGAAGAAGAAUCAGAUAUUGAAAUUGAAGAAACGAAACCUGAAGAAACUGAGCCUACAUGUGCCUUUGCAGUUGUAAACAUGGACUGGGAUAACAUUAAAGCUGUUGAUUUAAUGGCCACUUUUGUAUCAUUUGUUCCCAAAGGUGGUGCUAUACAAUCUGUUACCAUAUACCCAUCCGAAUUUGGUAAAGAACGAAUGCAGAAGGAAGAGAUUGAAGGUCCUCCAAGGGAAUUAUUCAAGAGUAAGAAAAAAAUGGACGAGGAUUCUGAUUCGGAAGACAUAGAUUCCGAUGUUGAUGUGAAUGACGCCGACAACUUGGCUAGAAUUACUAGAAAGUUGUACGAAGAAGAUGAUGGGAAAGAGGACUAUGAUAGUAAGGCAUUGCGUCGUUAUCAAUUACAGAGAUUGAGAUAUUAUUAUGCUGUGGUGAAAUGCGACUCGGUUGAAACUGCUAGACUGAUUUAUCAAAAUUGUGAUGGUACUGAAUAUGAGUCAACAGCAAAUAUUUUUGAUUUAAGAUAUGUUCCGGACGAUAUGGAGUUUGACAAUGACGAAGCUAAAGAUACCUGUUCCAAGAUUCCUGCCUCGUACAGGCCCGACUCAACCUUUGUUACUGAUGCAUUGCAGCAUUCAAAAGUCAAAUUAACUUGGGAUGAAACUCCCAAGGAAAGACUUACUUUGUCUUCAAGACCCUUGUCACAGAAAGAAAUAGAGGAGAAUGAUUUCAAGGCAUAUUUGGCUAGUGAUAGUGAUGAAAAUGAAGUGGAAAAAGAUAGUUCAAUAAAAGAUAAAUAUCAAAGCUUAUUAGGGAACACCCUUACUAAAUUUGGCAAAGAAGAAAACGACGAUGAUGUGGAUAUGGAAAUCACCUUUGAUCCCGGAUUGAAUGAUAAACUGGGUAAUAAUGUAGAAGAAGGAGAAGAAGAAGGUAAAGAGGAGACAACAAUUGAAGCAUACCGAAGAAAGGAAAAAGAACGUCGUCAAAAAAGAUUAGCCAAGUUUAAGGAGUCCAAACAAACUGAAGAAGUUUCAAAAUUACAAGAAGGCUCCACCGACAAGAGUUCUAAGAGCAGAAAGAAUUCCAAGAAGACUAAAUCUGUACCCGAUAUGGAUGAAAAAUCCAAGGCUGAAUUAGAGUUGAUUUUGAUGGACAACCAGGAGGGAAAUACCAAUGAACAUUUCAGUAUGAAAGAAGUCAUCAAGUCAGAAAAGGACAAAAAGAAUAAAAAGAACAAAAAAGGUAAAAAGAUUGACCGAGAAAUGGUACAGGAUGGGUUUGUGGCGAACCUCGAUGAUCCUCGUUUCAAGGAAGUUUUUGAAAGUCAUGAUUAUGCUAUUGAUCCUACAAACAGUGAGUUCAAAAAAACAGAAACAAUGAAACAGAUUUUGAAGGAACGUUCUGUUAGAAAUAAGGAUAAGAAAAACAAGAAGAAUAGUAAAAAUACCACCAAGAUUUCAAAACGUAGUAGAUCGGAAUUAGAAUCCAAUGAUAAUGUCCAUUCACUUGCAGAAAAGAUCAAAAAGAGAAACAAGAACAAAUAA
Messenger RNA from Candida dubliniensis CD36, 2049 nucleotides. Its product is annotated as pre-rRNA-processing protein ESF1. The transcript has a single exon. Gene Ontology annotation, cellular component: nucleus. The record is from RefSeq and is a predicted model, not a curated record. Gene Ontology annotation, molecular function: RNA binding. Gene Ontology annotation, biological process: rRNA processing. Lineage: Eukaryota; Fungi; Ascomycota; Pichiomycetes; Serinales; Debaryomycetaceae. Bases 1 to 2049 code for a protein of 682 amino acids.